UUUCAUUCUGUUACCGUGACAAGAAUGAACUGGACGUAUUAUUUGUUGAGAAAUUAGUUUUGGACAUUUAUAAUUAAUUUUCUAUUAACACAAGAAUUACUCUUCGGUCAUUGAACUUUAUUAUAUACAUAAUAAUAAAACAAAAGUAAAUAAUUUGAAAAAAAUUGUUUUUUGAAUUGAUAUUUUUAUCUUUUUGAAUUAUUUUUUAUUAAUCGAAAGUAUUAUCCAUUUUUAUUUGCAUGUGAAAUAUUGUUUUUUUUUUUUAAACAAGUACAGUGGGUUUGUUUUCCAAAAAAAAAAAAGAAAAAAAAGUGAACUUAUUAAUUUUUAUGUCAGUGGCUCGACGAUUAUUUAAAAUGGACAGUUUCAAGAUGUCAGAUAAGAAUCCAGAGAUGAGAGCAACAGCUGCGAGAAUCUGUCGUGAACAUUUACAUGGAGUUUGGAAACACGUCACCCCGGAUAACAUUGUUGUUAAACGUAUAAGUGGCGGAUUAAGCAAUUGGUUAUAUAAUGUUCAACUACCAGAAGGCACGAAUACAGUUCGUGGUGAACCCAAACAAGUUUUGGUACGAUUGUAUGGCCAAGUUCAUGGAGAGAGGGCAUUGGAGGGUCUCAUAACUGAAUCAGUUAUUUUUACACUUUUAUCAGAAAGACAACUUGGUCCAAAACUUCAUGGUAUCUUCCCUGGUGGUAGAAUUGAAGAAUACAUCCCUGCUCGUCCUCUUCUUACAAAAGAAUUGUCUGAUCCAAUAUUAAGUGAAUUAAUUGUUGAAAAAAUGGCAAUGAUCCACAAAAUGCAAGUUCCUAUUAGCAAAGAGCCCUCGUGGAUUUGGGAAACAAUGACUAAGUGGUUGAAUAUAGCUACAGAUAUACUGGAGAAUGUCGAAGAUAUCGAUUCUCUUCAACUUGACAAUGUUAAGGCCAUCAAGUCACUUAAACUUGAACAUGAAAUCAAAUGGUACAAAUCAUUAGUGCAUCAGCAAAAAUAUCCUGUGAUGUUUUGUCAUAAUGAUUUACAGGAGGGUAACAUUCUUCUACGGCAAAAUUCCUCAAAAUCAGAUCUAGUAGUAAUUGAUUUUGAGUAUUGUUCCUACAAUUAUAGAGGUUUUGACCUUGCAAAUCAUUUUGCUGAAUGGCAGUAUGAUUAUAAAGUGGAUAAUCUUCCCUUCUUUAUCGAGAGACGAGGAUAUGCACCCACAAGAGAGCAAAAGCUGAAUUUCGUCAGGAGUUAUUUGAAGAGGAUGGGAAAACAAGGUGAAGCUGAGGAAGAAAAAUUAAUGUCAGAAAUUAAAGUUUUCUCAUUGGCUACUCAUCUUUUUUGGGGAUUGUGGGGAAUUGUCAACGCAAAAACAUCUGAUAUUCCAUUUGGAUAUUGGGAAUAUGCAGUAUCGCGACUAAGAAAUUAUCAGGAACUAAAAGAGAAAUUAAUAGCCUCAGGUAUAAAUGGAGGAAUCAAAAGGAAAUAUUUGGACUGAAAUAUAGGAAGAUAAAAAUUUGAACGUAAUUUUUAAUUCCAUUAAAAGGAGUUAAGUUUGUUAUACGGAUAUGGGACAAUUAUAACAAGAUUAAAGCGAUUAAUGAUACUUAAUCAUGAAAAUGAAAAUGAAACAUUGUGAUAUGAUCGUUCUAAAGAGACUUAAAAAUAAUGUUUUGUACUGAAAGUAAGGCUGAGAAUAGAGACAAAAAAAGAGGAUAGGUACAGAAAGAGAAUGUGAUAUAGAGUAAUUAAGAGCAUGAAGAUGUCCUUAUUUUUAAUAGGACAGUAAAUCUCAAAAUGGAACAGUAGGAAAAAAAACUAUUAACUAAAUAGUACUUCGAAAAUUGAAACGUGACUUACAUAGGUAGAAAAUAAUUGAAGCAAAAUUACAUCUGUCGAGAGUAUUAAUCAAAUUAUAAGAACUGUCAAUACGAAGAUCUAAUGCACUGAAAAAAAUUUAAUUCAAAUAAUCAGUUAUUUCACAAUUAUUCAAUAAACAUUUAUUUCAAUCAAUCAAUUAUUGUACAAAUAUAGUUUAUUUAAAUCAAAUGUAAAAAUUAUUUGGUUUAAAAAAAUUUAUUUGAAAAUAUAAAUAAGUAACUUGUUAUUUGAAUCACAAAUUUUUUAUCAGUGUAGCAUUAUUUGAAAAUUAAUUAUAAAAAAUAAUUACAAAAAGUUGUAACCUGCGAAAUUUUCUUCCGUUUUUCUAAAAAAUUGAUAAAUAUAGAAAAUAAUUCGCAAUAAUCUGCGUCAAAAAUUUUUCUAAAAGAAAAUCGUAUUUUAUACUUUUAUUAGGUACUAGUUGCAAUUCGAAAUUUUUUUUUAAAAGUAAAUUUCAAUACUUAUGUUACUAAACUGUAUUAGAUACCUAUUGUAUUUCUUUACUAUAUUUAAAAAUAAUUUGUUGAAACGUUUUUAUUAAAUUAAAAAUUAGAACACAAAAAAACAAACUGUUAAUAAUUGUAUUACUGUAAUUUGUAUUUAUACUACUUCUUAUUUAUGCAGUAUGAAAAUUUUAUGUUUAUUCACAUCAAUUCAAUGUAAUUUGAAAGUAAUGCAGUGGUUUUUAUACCGUUUUCGCUACUAAGUAUAAAACAAAAUUACUUUCUAAGGCCUAGUGAUAAAUUCUUUUAUAAUGUAUAACAACUUUAUUUAAAAUUUUAUAGAAAUGAAUUUUUAAAAUUAAACUUUUCCAUAUUAACAUUUUAUUAAAUAAUACAACAUGUCGUUUGAAAAAGUUACUUAAUCCAAUUAUAUGAUUAUUCGCUUUUAACAACAAAUUGUACAAAAAAUUCAACUAGAUUUUAUAAUCAUUGUAUUUAUUAGACCAACAUGUUUAAAUAUAAUUUUCUAAGUUAUUUUAUUACAAUAAAUUAUAUUUACGUUGGAUAAUUGUAUUUAAAUCAUUAUUAUAGUUUUGCUAUUACUAAUAAUUAUCCUGGAAUUCUUUAAUUCAUUUUCUCCCCAUCUGACCUUAGUUGAAUUUACGAUUGAUUUUUUUGAUAGGUUUUGACUGCAAAAUUAUUUUUAAAGAAACCUGCCCUAAGUUAUAACAAAUGUAAAUUUUUUUUAAAUAUACUUAAUGAAUAAAAACAUUAGAACAUUCAUAA
This is a messenger RNA of Leptopilina boulardi, 3087 nucleotides long. RefSeq names its product choline/ethanolamine kinase. The record is from RefSeq and is a predicted model, not a curated record. Gene Ontology annotation, biological process: phosphatidylethanolamine biosynthetic process; CDP-choline pathway. Gene Ontology annotation, cellular component: cytoplasm. The transcript is spliced from 6 exons. NCBI's taxonomy places the organism in Eukaryota, Metazoa, Arthropoda, Insecta, Hymenoptera, Figitidae. The coding region runs from base 330 to 1475 and encodes 381 amino acids. Gene Ontology annotation, molecular function: choline kinase activity; ethanolamine kinase activity.